UCUAAGAAAGAGAAGCAGACCUGAUACACCUGUAUGUUACUUUCCCUCCUUUGAUAUUCUGAAAGAGAAGCAGCCUUCUUCUUCUUAAACGAGAGAAAUCAAAGCUUCUGAAUGACAAUAACAGUAUGCUUUUCUAGGGUCUAGAGGUACGCUUUUCUCUCUUUUAUCAUCUUCAAUUUUCAUCACCACCUACUGCAACAACUAAUGCUCGGGAAGAAUUUCUAAUCUUCUGUCGGAGUUCAUGGAUCAGAAUCAUAAUUAUAAUGAUUGUAGUGGUAUUGAUACAUCGUCUCCAAAUGUAAGCCAAGUGGAUGAGAUUAAUUUUCCUGAUGCGGUUCUCAAGUACAUCAAUCAGAUGCUCAUGGAAGAGAGCAAUGAAGAGACGAAUUUUCUCUUCCAAGAAGACUCACCAGCUCUUCAAAUUGCAGAAAAAUCAUUUUAUGAAAUCCUCGGCGAGGAAUACCCCACUUCUUCUCCUGAUAGCAACCCUGAAAUUCAAAUUGAGAAUUUUACUCAUUACAGUGGUAGUGAGAAUGCAGCUGAAACUAGUUGGAGUGGUGAGUUUGGUGCAUAUGAAUCUUUGGCUAACAAUACCCAAAGUGUUCCCAGUGAUUGUACUUUUCAGGCGGCUCAUCAAUUGUCUUACAACCUUUCAAACAGUUUCAAUUCUGCUGCACAAGGACUAGUGGAGUCAGGGGUGGGUAAGGUUCGGGUUCCAGAUGUGCACUCAGAGAGUGAAUCCAUUUGGCAGUUCAGAAAAGGUGUGGAGGAAGCAAAUAAAUUUCUUCCAGAUGAUAAUAACCUUAUCAUUAACCUGGAGCGUAAUGGUUUUUUUUACGGUGAGAGUAAAAAAGAAGGCGGUGAAGCCGGUGAUGUAGUCGUUGAGUUGGACAAGGAUGUGCGGCAGAUUUCAUCGUAUGGGUUGAGAAAAAAGAAAAAUGUGCACAGGGAAGAUAUAGAGUUAGAAGGGCAGAGUAAUAAGCAAUUGGCAGCAGUACAGACAGCAAUGUUUGAUAUGGUACUGCUUUGUAACGGAGAAAAUGGGGAGAAGGCGAAUUCAGUUCUCCGUGAAUCCUUGAAAAUUGAAACUAGCAAGAACUCGCACCAAAAUGGUGGAAGGUCCCGUAGUAAGAAACAUGCCGGCAAAAGGGACCUGGUGGAUCUACAGACCCUACUCAUUCGUUGUGCACAAGCUGUUGCUGCUGGUGAUGGUACGACUGCUAGUGAAUUGUUGAAGCAGAUUAGACAGCAUUCUUCCCCUUAUGGAGAUGGUUCACAAAGGUUAGCUCAUUGCUUUGCUUAUGGUCUCGAGGCACGUUUGGCUGGAUCCGGGAGCCAGAUUUACUCAACUCUCCCGCACAAGACACCAUCAGCUGCUGAUUUGUUAAAAGCUUAUCAGCUCUUUAUGGUUGCACUCCCCUUCCAGAAGAUUUCAAAUCUCUUUGCUAACCAAACAAUUGGUCAUCUGGCUGAAAAUGCUACUGCUCUCCACGUUAUAGAUUUCGGCAUCCUUUAUGGUCUCCAGUGGCCUUGCCUUAUCCGACAACUCUCGAAGCGAAAAGGUGGCCCACCUAAACUUCGGAUUACGGGGAUAGAAUUACCCCGACCUGGAUUCCGUCCAGCUGAAAGGGUCGAAGAAACAGGUCGCCGUUUAAGAGAUUAUGCCAAAGAACUCAAUGUUCCAUUCGAGUACCAUGGCAUUGCUCAGAGAUGGGAAACCAUUCAACUGGAGGAUCUCAAGAUUAAUAAAGAUGAACUUCUUGUCGCCAACUGUAUGUAUCGAGCUAGGAACUUACUUGAUGAGAGUGUGAUAUUGGACAGUCCAAGGGAUGCUGUUCUGAAUCUGAUAAGGAAGAUGAAUCCCAGAAUUUUCGUCCACGGGAUUGUGAAUGGUACCUACAAUUCUCCAUUCUUUGUUACACGGUUCCGGGAAGCUCUCUUUCACUUUUCUUCUAUGUUUGAUGCGCUCGAAACAAUUGUCCCCCAUGAAAAUCCUGAAAGGAUACUCAUUGAGAGAAAUUUCCUUGGAAAGGAGGCUUUCAACAUCAUAGCAUGCGAGGGAUCAGAGAGGGUUGAGAGGCCAGAAACUUUUAAGCAAUGGCAGUCGAGGAACAUAAAGGCUGGAUUCAUGCACCUGCCACUGAACACAGAUAUCAUGAAGAAGGCGAAAGAGCAAGCAAGAUUAUACUACCACAAGGAUUUUGUUAUAGAUGAAGAUAGCCGAUGGUUGCUGCUAGGAUGGAAGGGAAGAAUCAUCUUUGCCAUAUCUUCUUGGAGGCCAUUGUAAGACUUUUUAGUUUUCUAACUCACAUCCUCUAGUAAUUCUGUAACUACUGGUCUAUUUACACUGUUCAAAACCACCAUUUAAAGGUUGUUGUCCAUUUGAGUGCUGCAAAGAAUGUAUAGUGCAAUCAUACCAGCUGUAUACAACAUAUAGAUGCAAUAAAAGUUGCACUCUUCCAGUCAGUACUCAUGAAGGUAAUGUUGUAUCCAAGUGCUGCAGAGAAUGUUUGGUACAAUUCCAUAGUAGUGUAAAACGAAGAGAUGCAAGGGUUGUUUCCCUCAUCCAGAUACUCGUGAAGGAAGUAAUGCUACUGCUUCUGCAAAUGAUUGCAAGAGUUUGGAAUUUCAUGUUCAUGAUCAGUUGAUCACCGUUUUAGUAUCCCUGAUAAUCAUUUGUAAUGUUGACAAAGUGCAUCAUGAAAGCACUGUUGUGUGUAUGUGCUUGGAAAUUAUUAAGUUAUAAAAUUAACACUUUGGAA
Papaver somniferum (opium poppy) is the source of this 2762-nucleotide messenger RNA. RefSeq names its product scarecrow-like protein 14. Gene Ontology annotation, molecular function: DNA-binding transcription factor activity; sequence-specific DNA binding. The record is from RefSeq and is a predicted model, not a curated record. The coding region runs from base 242 to 2287 and encodes 681 amino acids. Gene Ontology annotation, biological process: regulation of DNA-templated transcription. Gene Ontology annotation, cellular component: nucleus. Lineage: Eukaryota; Viridiplantae; Streptophyta; Magnoliopsida; Ranunculales; Papaveraceae. The transcript has 2 exons.